AUGUACAUUCUGAAGAAUACAUUUCUUAAUAUUACAUAUGCAACGUUGGACCAUGUACCACCAUUCUUUUGGAAUUUAUUACAUGUAAUCGCUGAUAUUAUUUAUUUUUGGUACUUUAAAUUAUUAAAUUAUUUGAGACCAAAAUCUCGUACAGUUUAUUAUGAAGCUAUCCAAAAAUUAGAUGUAUGUGAAUCUUAUGAACAAUGGCAAGAAACUGCAGGAAAAGUUGACGAUAUUACAGGUGCAAACUUAUGGAGAAGAAAUUUCUUUUCACGACGUUACGAUUUUAAUUCAGUAUUAGAACAAUAUUCGAUUUUAGUGAAAGCGGUAGAAAGUAAUGAUUACGAUACAGUUAAAGAAAAAUGUUCAACCACAGGUCCAUGUAUGUUAAGAAAUUUUGCUGGAAUAGCAGAUAAAAGAUUAUUUACAAAAUCACUUCUUGGAACAAAACUUUUAAUUGAACAAUACCUUGAAAGGACAGUUCAAGGGUUAACUAUGUUAAAUACUCAAACUCUAACUCCAACAUCAUUUUAUCAAAGAUGUAAAUUCUCUUUGGGAACUACUGCUUUGGUUCUACAAGGUGGCUCAUUAUUUGGAUUGUUUCAUUUAGGUGUAAUUAAAGGUUUAUUGUCUCAAGGAUUACUACCAAACAUUAUUAGUGCUAGUUCCAUGGGUGCAUGUGUCGCUGCUGUAUUUGGAUGUCUAUCCAAUGAAGAGAUGUCAGAGUUGCUGGACGACGAUGGGAUCCUUAAUAUAAUUAAAGAUGACCCUGAAUUAUUAAAACUAUGUGGCUAUGGUAAUGUAGAGCAACAUUUAAACCUGGGUACUUUGAUACAAAACUUAAUCCAUCAUGGUUACUCACAAGAUGUAUAUUUAUUCAUGCAAUUUGUUCUUAAAUAUGUCGUUAAGGAUAUAACUUUCGAAGAAGCAUAUCAGAAGACUCAUAAGAUAUUCAAUGUUGUAAUCCACCCAACUGAUACUUCAUGUCCAAAUUUAUUGAAUUAUGUGACUACACCAAACGUUUUAAUACGAUCUGCUGUAAUGUGUAGUCUUGGUUCCGAUAUUGUUUCCAAUGAUACCACGUUAUUAUGCAAAAAUUUGAAUAAUGAUAUUGUACCAUUUUUAACAAUAGAAAAAUUUAAACAUAUUAAAUUUUUAGCACCAGAAAACUCGAUAAAUCCAACUCCAAAUGAUAAUGAUAAUCCAUAUACAAGGCUGACUGAAUUAUUUAAUGUGAAUAAUUUUGUUGUAUCAUUAGCAAGACCUUAUUUAGCACCAUUUGUAGUGAAUGACCUCAAACAUGAAAUUAAAACCUCAAAAUACUAUUAUUAUAAAAAUUAUCCAGAAACAAAAAAUAAUAUUUUAGAGACUUUACCUGAUAUAGGGAUCUCUCAGAUAAAUUUUAUAGAGAUGGAACCUCUUGCAUUUAAAUUCAAAUAUCAUCUAGAAAGAAAAUUGAAAAAUAUAUUAACAAUGGAAUUUUAUCAUAGAAUGCAAGUCUUGGAUAACUUGGGACUAUUAAGCUCAUGGGUGAAAAGGUUAAUCAUUGAUGAAAGGACACCACGUAGUGCCGUUGAGAUAGCUAUUGUUCCUAAUAUCAAAUCGUUAUCCCUAACGAGGAUCGUUGAAGGCCAAUUAGAUAAUAUCAAAUUCUGGAUCAACAGCGGCGAGAGAAGUACAUGGCCUAUCCUAUCAUUGAUUAAAACAAGGUGUUCUGUAGAGUUUAAAUUAGACGAAUUAAUAAAGGAUAGGAAAUCCAAGCUAUAA
Molecule: messenger RNA, 1767 nt
Organism: Maudiozyma barnettii
Lineage: Eukaryota; Fungi; Ascomycota; Saccharomycetes; Saccharomycetales; Saccharomycetaceae
Gene: TGL3
Product: bifunctional triglyceride lipase/lysophosphatidylethanolamine acyltransferase
Exons: 1
Coding region: 1-1767 (588 amino acids)
Biological process (GO): lipid metabolic process
Molecular function (GO): triacylglycerol lipase activity
Source: RefSeq, a predicted model, not a curated record